Messenger RNA from Clunio marinus, 216 nucleotides. NCBI's taxonomy places the organism in Eukaryota, Metazoa, Arthropoda, Insecta, Diptera, Chironomidae. The record is from the annotation of a GenBank genome assembly.
AUGGGAGUUAGAAGCUUAGCCAUUCGUCGUCAUCGAGACGAUCAAAAUCUGUUUAGGGCUCAACAGUCGAUAGAGUUGCUUGUAGCCGGAUUCGUAAUUUACACAUAUAAGCAACAGCUUUCGCGGCAUAUACUGGACUCUUUAUCAUCAUGUAGAUAUCAGAAGGGUGUGGUGCGAGUAUACUCGUCGCGUUCUCUUCUUAUGUGUGAUGAGUGA